AUGGCGCUCUCACAGUCUGCUGCUGAGAAGCACGGAUCGUCCGAUAAUGCUGGCAACGCAACAGCGCGGCUGGAAGCGAUCGAGGCGCUGCGUAGCGCUCAUCAGCCGACUCAGCUCGCAAGUUGGCUCGAUCGCUAUGCCGCCGCCAUUGCCUCUGACGACGACUCGCCCAUAGCCACCACUUCCAAGCUGGACGGAGCUGCUGCUGCAUUGCGUCAACUGUCCCUCUCGUUGUCAUCGGUACGCGAUGCUUCCCGCACCGAGCUGGAUCAGAUCAUCACUUCGCUCGUUUCUACCAUCCCCAAGAUCAGCAUCGAGCUCAGACUCAUGUCGGACACCGCAACGGCGCUUCAGGCUCAUGUACAGUCGCUGCAAGCUCAAACAGCAACGAAGGAUACAUCCACAGAUGUCACGCUGGCAAGGAUUGCGGCACUAUCCAAAGCAAAAGCUGGUCUCAUCGAUGCACGUCACGCGCUUCGAGAGGCGCAAGCGUGGUCCACCCUCGAAAGUCAAGUCACAAUGCUCUUGUGCGAAGAGAGAUGGCAGGAUGCUGUCGAUAGGCUGGCCAAGGCCACCGACUCGCUACGUCUGUUCAGUGGUUCGACAAAGUCGAACGAGGAAAAGAGCCAAUUGCUCCAAGUUUUGACGCAGAAGGUCCAUGAACGCCUCUCACCCACAUUGCGACAAGCGAUCGUCGACCGAAACGGAGAAGAGGUGGCUCGAAUGGCAAAGCUGUUCGCUUCCACCCAGGACGGUGCUCGCACGUUCUUCCGCAUCUACACCGAUACUCGGUCGCAGAACCUGCUCUCGAGAUGGGCACACACAGCAUCCGAGUCGAGUCAGAAGCCGCUCCAGGCGCAGGUCACAUUGCUUUUUGGUGAUCUUCUCGCAUUGCUUGGCGAAGAGCGUGUAGCGUCAGCCUCCCUGUUCACAGAUCCGAACCGCGCGAUGCAGCUCCUCACCGCUGGCGUGAUCGUCGGGCUAGAUCCUCCUAUCCACGCAUGCAUUCAACAAGCGACACGCGCAUCAGACCUGGAAUCCUUCUUGGCUGCUUUGACCGAAGCAUUCAAGGCCACCGAAGAAGCCGCGAGAGCGAUCCAAUCACUGUUGCCAGAAGCGAAAAGGCCGCAGGAUGCGCAACAGGACGAUCAGAGCGGUGCUAUAAGAGUGCCCAUCGACAGCCAUCUCCUUGCUCUCGAAGCCACCGACAAGCCUUGGCUUCAGCUCCUGAUCGAGCCUUUCCUCCCUUACCAGACGCGCCUCGCUACCUUCGAAGCCGAAGCUAUGCAAUCUCGUCUGCAGACUCUCCAGUCGUCCGAUUCGGCUGCAACUAGCUCGGUCUCGACCGCGUCUGCAGUGUCACUCCAGGUGGCCAGGGCUGCCCUGAGACGCUCCACAGCUUUGACAAAGUCCUUUGCGACACCGUCACUCCUUCUCUCGCUCGACAGCUUGCUCCAGAACUCGAUGCAUCGAGCGCGUCUUGGUCUCAGUGCAGAUCUUCAGCACGCGCUCGAUAAUCUGCAGACUAGGAUCCGCCGGCAGCACUUAUCCGAGACCGCCAGGCAAGCCGCGCUUACGUACGAUGAAAGAGGCGAGGUGCUAACCUCGAACGACUGGAACGAGUUCAGGAAAGCCACAGAGACGCUGUCCACCUGCAGAGAGUCGCUCGCCGCGGUACAAAGCCUCGAGGAAGCGAUCGCAUAUCAGGUUUCCGAGCUUGGAGCCGUCGCAAACUCACCGUCCUCCACCACGAGGGAAGCAGACCCAACAGCAAUCGACUACACGAGCGCCACCACAGCUCUAGCGACCUCUUCGCUCAAUACAGCCACGCUCCACGAGCUUAUUAGCAAAUGCAAAAUCCUCCUCUCGACCGCUUUGUGGAAAUCCUCCGCGGUCGAUACAUUGUUGCUUCCGCUCGCACGUGCAUCGGUACUAUCGAUAGCGACGACACUUCAAAAUUUCCAACAUGAUCUCGUCCUGUCUCAGUUCCUACCCGAACUCGAACUCUACCCGUCUUUACCGAUUUGGACCUCGAACAAGCAUCCGAGCAUCAUCAACGAGUACGAUCUCGCCAUGCCGAAAUUCAGUCUCAGUCCGACCGAGGCCAUGGCAAGGAUAGGAGAGGCGAUGUUGAAUUUGCCUAGAUUGCUCGAAGGGUACGCGGACGAAGUGCUCUUGUUCUGUCUCAACGAGGGCAAGGAGAAGAUCAAGGAGAAGGGGAUUCAGGAAGAAGCUGCGAAGUUGGACGAGAAAUCGCAUGCAAGACACGCGACCAUGGUAGGAGGUGCAGCAUCAGAAUCCGGUGCCGCGGAAAGAUCGUCCAUGCAUCGACAGGCGUUUUCCACCACCGUCGUACCCUCUGAUCCUUCCACCUCCAACACCGCCCCUGCUGCCGAGGGAGACGAGAGCGAAGCAGGCGUGUUAUCGCAAUACCUCCAUUCGCUGCUCACACUCUUCCUCACGCGUUUCCUCACCACCGUCCUCCCCUCCCUCCCACGACUGAGCGAGAUCGGCGCAGCGCAACUCGCAGCGGAUCUCGAUUACUUGGGAAACAUUUCAUCGGUGAUCUAUGCCGAGAGCGAGGCGAUGUUGAGGUUUUGGAAGAAGGCUUCCGAGUUGAGUGGGGGCGAAGGGAGGGCGGUGGUUGCAGAAUAUGUCGUCGGGGUGGGGUCAAGGGAUGGUGGAGGACUAGGGAAUAGGAAAGGUGGCUUGGAGGGUUGGAGUGAUUCCCAGGUGGAAGCGAUGGCUCAAUCGGAGGCUUUCAGGACAGUCGCUAGGCUGAGGGGAUGGAUCUGA
Pseudozyma hubeiensis SY62 is the source of this 2796-nucleotide messenger RNA. RefSeq lists its product as hypothetical. Gene Ontology annotation, cellular component: COG complex. Gene Ontology annotation, biological process: intracellular protein transport; Golgi organization; retrograde vesicle-mediated transport, Golgi to endoplasmic reticulum. The record is from RefSeq and is a predicted model, not a curated record. Lineage: Eukaryota; Fungi; Basidiomycota; Ustilaginomycetes; Ustilaginales; Ustilaginaceae. Bases 1 to 2796 code for a protein of 931 amino acids. The transcript has a single exon.